AAAGAGGAAUACAAUGUCGAUCUUAGUUAUAAGGAAUGCCACCAGAUGAUACUAUCUGCCUUUACCACGCCUAGAAACCGUUUAAUUGCUAAGAAAACGGUUAGGGUCUCGACAUUUGGGCAACAGUACGUCUACAGAGGAAUUGCUCCUAUUAAUAAAGCUAUCUGUCCUUCCGACGAAACAAAGGUAUUGUGACGGGAAAAUAAUUUUUUGUUCAAUUUGGAUAAAAUUAAUAUCUCAAUAACCUGUGAGCAAAGGUUUCUCUCUUGCAUAGCUUUAUGCGUUAGACAAAUUGUUCGCGUGGCUUGUCUUUCACGUAGUUGGUUCGUUACUCUGUAUGCUCGCAGGGUAAAAUAUCCAUUUUUUUUGCUUUUGAUUUCAGCUUUAAUUGGUUUAAAAUUCGAGGGACAGUGGUGAGGCUUAUAUACAAUCAAUGCUAAUUAUCAAAGAAUAGAUACGAAUUUAUUGUACUCAGGGGUUAAGUUCGUGCCGGUGCAAAAGGUAUCCGGUAAAGUAUGAACUGGAACAAGUCGACAUCGUGCCGGAGCUGUUGGCCGAGAGGGCCUGGUGCACUAAAUGUGAAUAUUUACUUCCGACUCAGUGGAUUCCGGUCUCUCCACGUUUGUCACUUCCGCUACGGUCUGAAUACCUGUUCAAACUAUCCGAAAUUUGGCACUCCACUCUCUAGCUGGGCGCGGCGCAGCGCAGCUUUGCUCCGUUUCCUAUUUGUGAACAAAAGCCCUAUCUUGUAUGGUUUUCAGACCGUGUGCCGUCGUAAGAGUUAUCCGGUUGUGUGAACAUCGCCUAUAAGCCCACAGUUAGGUUUCUAUCUUAAGCAAUUAUUGGAAGAAUGUUCGAGUAGAACAGGGUGCGGAUCCAUGAAUUAUGAGCUACCUGUGCAGAAAUCGUGGGAUCGGGAGCUGUGUAACACUGGAUACUAACUUCAAUUAAUGACUCGUUUUAGGAUCCUGAAGAAUCUAAGAGUGAUCAACUCAGUUGCCAGGCAGAGAACCCUGCAGGAGAAAACGCGCACGCCUGGAGACAAAAGAUCCGGGAUAUCACAGAUGAACGCGAUCAGGCGCUUAUGGAGCGCAACCAGGCCCUCGCGGCCUUGAUGGAAUUGGAAACGAAACACGAUGAAGCUAAGCAGACUAUAGAGAAGUUAAGGAAGGAAAUUUUGUGCAAAAGCGCUGCUGAAAAGCCUUCAGAAGCUUUGAACGAAACAAGAAUGAAAGAAGGUUUUUGUCUGAGGAGUCCUGCGCAAAGGUUUAGUGUCACGCAGUGCGACGGAAAUUGUGACAACUUUUCUAGUGUUGUUGGAAAAGAUUCAGACACUGAUCUAAACAACAAACACUGUGAUUGGUUACUCUUGAGGGAAGUUGUCACGCAAGCAAAGGAAGAGCGUGACUGUUUACUUAAAAGGCUGGAGAUUGUCAAGAGUGAAAGGAACUCUUAUUUAGAUCGAUUGCAUUCUUUGGAGAAGGAAAACCAACAACUAAAAGAUGAUGUAGGGGUUAGAAACUCGGAGUUGCCUCAAAAUCGCCUCUUGGAUGACAUUUCACGGCAUUUUCAAACAAGAUGCCAAGGCGAAAACAACGCGAAAGGAGCACUGAGUUCCGCGCUUUCUCAUCUGAAAUCUAAAAGGUAA
Molecule: messenger RNA, 1648 nt
Organism: Porites evermanni
Lineage: Eukaryota; Metazoa; Cnidaria; Anthozoa; Scleractinia; Poritidae
Source: the annotation of a GenBank genome assembly